AUGAACGCCAUUCGCCAGACUCAGGCGCUCAACAAGCGCGAGCUUGAAAACGCGGUACCACCCGAAGCGUCAUGGCAUGCAGACUACCGCGACACCGCGUACAUUUACAUCGGCGGGCUUCCACUCGAUCUCUCGGAGGGUGAUAUUGUCACGAUUUUCUCGCAGUAUGGAGAACCAGUGCAUAUCAACCUGCUCCGCGACAAGGAAACGGGCAAGAGUCGUGGUUUUGCGUUCCUCAAAUAUGAGGACCAGCGCAGCACAGACCUUGCAGUCGAUAAUCUGGGUGGCGCAACGGUUCUAGGGCGUCUGUUGCGUGUGGACCACACACGCUACAAGCGCCGGGAUGACGAGGAGGAGGGAGAUAAUGUCGCCAGGCUGAUGGGCGAUGCGACUAUUACCGAGAGCAAAAAGGAUGGCGACGAUGGCCGACAUGACCGCAGGAGAAGGCGCAGCGAUGCCGACAGAGAGGAGCGCCGACCUAUGCUCAAGGAGGAGAAGGAACUCCAAGAACUCAUUCAGAACCACGAUGAGGAGGACCCGAUGAAGGAAUUCUUGAUCGAAGAGAAGAAAGAAGAGGUUGCACUUGCGAUUGCGAAGUAUCAAAGCAGCAAAAGAUCGUCUAGGAGGCGGGAUGACAGCAGAGAACGCUCCAGUCGACACCAUCGCCGCCAUCGCUCUCGUUCCACGGACCACAGACGCCGAGACGAUCGGUCCCCAGGCAGGGAAACGAAAUCACGGCGCCGGUCUGCAGAUCGCGAGGAGAGAUCGAGAAGAGAUCGCUCUACAGAACGAAAGGAACGUCCUCGUGGGGACCGGUCAACGGAAAGAGGAGAACGAUCUAGGAGAGACAGGUCGACGGAGCGAUCUCGCUCACCGGGCUCUCGAAGACAUCGCAGUGACCGAGAGAGACAUGAUCGCCGCCGCUGA
This is a messenger RNA of Penicillium daleae, 927 nucleotides long. Its product is annotated as IST3 family RNA-binding protein. Gene Ontology annotation, cellular component: precatalytic spliceosome; catalytic step 2 spliceosome; U2 snRNP. Gene Ontology annotation, molecular function: RNA binding. NCBI's taxonomy places the organism in Eukaryota, Fungi, Ascomycota, Eurotiomycetes, Eurotiales, Aspergillaceae. Gene Ontology annotation, biological process: mRNA splicing, via spliceosome. The record is from RefSeq and is a predicted model, not a curated record. Bases 1 to 927 code for a protein of 308 amino acids. The transcript is spliced from 2 exons.